AUGGAACUGUCCACUUUGCUGAUCAUAACUGCCCUCUUCAUCGCUUUUCGCAUCUACCAGUCACGACGCGCAGCCUCGACGCCCAUCAUGUCCCACGGAAAGGUCAUUGAUAUCGACAACGAUGUCAUCUUCAAAGCCCUCCGCUCGACUGGUCCCGUUUUUAUCGACUUCUAUGCAACUUGGUGUGGCCCUUGCAAGGCGGUUGCGCCCAUGAUCGGAGAGCUCAGCGAGCAGUACGAGAACAUCCGCUUCCUGCAAGUCGAUGUGGAUAAGAUGAGGGAUAUCGCUAUGGAGUAUGACGUGACGGCUAUGCCCACUUUCGUGCUGUUGAAGGACGGUGAGCCGGUUGGGCUGCCGAUAAAGGGAGCUAAUCUCCCGGCAAUCAAGGCAGCACUGGCGGAUAUUUCUGCGUGA
Messenger RNA from Penicillium macrosclerotiorum, 414 nucleotides. RefSeq names its product thioredoxin family protein. NCBI's taxonomy places the organism in Eukaryota, Fungi, Ascomycota, Eurotiomycetes, Eurotiales, Aspergillaceae. The transcript has 3 exons. Bases 1 to 414 code for a protein of 137 amino acids. The record is from RefSeq and is a predicted model, not a curated record.